Messenger RNA from Pocillopora verrucosa, 479 nucleotides. The record is from RefSeq and is a predicted model, not a curated record. Lineage: Eukaryota; Metazoa; Cnidaria; Anthozoa; Scleractinia; Pocilloporidae.
AUGCUACAGGGAAAAAAACCUGUCACUCAUUUGCUUUAUUGUACCGUUCUUAGGUGCGGCACUCAAGUGGAUAUACGAGAUUUCGCAAUCCGCACAUGUACAAGCGUGGCAGUACAAGUUGAACCUAGUGACUUUCAAACCGUCCAAGAAGUAACGAAGGACAGCGACGCCUUACCGCUUCUGACAACCCAGCCAUCCAGAGAGGAAUUCGUCGAGAAAGCGAACCCGGAAUACCGCUGCGAUUACUGCUAUGGAUGCUUAUUUUGUGAAAAGGGACAUGCGUGGUAUAGCAUUCGUGGUAAAGCCUGCCUCUGGGUGUUACUUCUAACGCCAGGGUACCUUAUAUUGGGCGUGUUUCUGUUACCCUUCUUCAUUCUAAUGGGUAUAGCUUACUGCGUCGCUGCCGCCAUAGAAUGACUUGUUGUUGGCGUAUUCAACGUUUUGCUCAAAUCAAGAGCGUACGAGAGAAAUGGAUGGAC